Messenger RNA from Procambarus clarkii (red swamp crayfish), 619 nucleotides. RefSeq lists its product as uncharacterized. Lineage: Eukaryota; Metazoa; Arthropoda; Malacostraca; Decapoda; Cambaridae. The record is from RefSeq and is a predicted model, not a curated record.
GCCAGAAAUUCACUCCCACACCAGACACGGCUUAGGUGCCUGCUGCUCCUGGUCUUCUCUCACUGUUCCACACUAAUCUUCCAGACGAGAUGCGUUUUGUGUUAAUGGCGUGCGUGGUGGCGUUGUUGGCGGUGGGGAGCCAGGGCCAGAGGCCGAGGUUCAGGAUACCGUCGCGGCUGGAGCUGGAGGUGGCCCUCAAUAACCCAGACACCGUCGACAAAGCCCUGGCCUGCAUCGAGGGGCGGCCAUGCGACCUGCCAGAGACCUACGCACCGCUCCUACGCAACGUGGGUCCAGAGCUAAUUAUUCGACGAGAGUGUCCAAGACGACUCUGUACCCCAGAGCAAGCUAAGGAGGCCAAGUGGCUUAUCGUCCAGAUCCAGAAGAGAUACCCGAGGAAAUUUUACAACACUAUCAACAGACUAGCCUCGAGGAAUCCCUAUUUUAGAAAAUAAUGUGGAAUAUUUAUUGAUUACCCCCUCUGUUAAUUUAUAAGGUAGCCUGUAGACAUUAGGGACAUUGUGUAUCAGAGACUGUACAAUGAAUGGGGGGAAAGGGAGAAUUAAUCCCCUUAGGGGAGCCAACAAUUGUGGUGGGGGGAGGGGGGGGGGCAAUUACC